UUUUUCUCUCUCUCCUCUCUCUCACAGUCUCUGCUCUCUCACUCUCUCAAUCUCUCCGGUCUCUCUCUCUCUCCCUUUCUUUUUCUUUGAUUUCUUCUCUGCUCAUCUUCUCUCUGCUCAUUUUCCUUUCACCUCUUCCCCUCUCGGAUCUCUCAGAUCUGUUCCCCCCCCCCCCCCCCCUCUCUCGAUCUAUUUUCUUUCUCUAAUUUCUCCUUCUAAUCUCAGAGACUAUUUUUUGUUAUACUGCUGGUGGAUCUACUCGAAGAAACGAAGUCCCAAGAGCCAUGGAUUUGAUAGGCCCAAUUUUGGACAUUGCAUCCCGCUUGUGGGAUGGCAUGUCGAAGUGUAGGGCCAACAUUUUUCAUUUGGAAGAAAAUCUCAACUCCUUGAGAAAUGAAAUGAGUGAACUGAAGAGAGCUUAUGAAGAUGUAAAGAUUCAGGUGGAAGUUGCAGAGGAGCAACAAAUGAGGCGUACUCGAGCAAUCGAUGGCUGGCUUUCUGAAGUAGAAGCCCUGGAAAAGGAAGUCAAUGGAAUUCUUGACGAGGGUAAUGAAGAAAUCCGGAAGAAAUGUUUGGGAGGAUGUUGCCCCAUAAAUUGUAGAUCGAGUUACAAGCUUGGAAAGAGAGUAAGUGCAAAGCUAAACUCUGUCGUUGAGUUAAAAAAGAAAGGACCAGUUAUUGAUGUUGUGGCUAACAGACUGCCUCGAAGUCCAGUGGAUGACCAACCCAUGGAGCAGGCUGUUGGUCUAGAUUCAGUAUUUGAUAGGGUUUGCGAACUCCUUAAUGAAGAGAAAGUAAGAAUUAUUGGGAUUUACGGAAUGGGGGGUGUCGGGAAGACGACCCUCACGAAGAAAGUUAAUAACGAAUUCCUCAAGGCGAGAUGUGAGGAGUUUGGCACAGCGGUUUGGGCUGUGGUAUCAAAACCGCUAGACGUGGAAAAAAUUCAACAAGCAAUUCUUAAUAAAUUUCAAGUCCCAGAGGAAGAGUGGAGAACUAAAAGCAUAAAUGAGAAAGCUACAAAAAUAUGCAAGAUCUUGCAAACAAAGAAGUACGUGUUGUUGUUGGAUGAUAUCUGGGAGCCACUUGAUCUCUUGAAUAUUGGGGUCCCUCCUGAUGACAAAAAUAAGUCCAAGGUGAUAUUUACGACUAGAUCAGAGGAGCUGUGUAGCCAAAUGGGCGCUGACCGGAAGAUUGAAGUGCAGUGUUUAAAGGGGGGAAAAGCAAUGGAUUUAUUUAAGUCAAAGGUGGGCGAGGAGACCCUGAGCGCUCAUCCAGAUAUUGAGAGGCUUGCAGAACGUGUUGCUGACGAAUGCAAGGGUUUGCCUCUUGCUCUCAUCACCAUUGGGAGAGCAAUGCUCGGUAAGAAGAAACCGGAGGACUGGGAGAAGGCAAUAAAAACGUUGAGGAAAUUUCCAUCGAAGUUUUCAGGUAUGGGGAGUCAUGUGUAUCCUGUAUUGAAAUUUAGUUAUGAUAGCUUGGAAGAUGAAACCAUAAAACUUUGUUUUAUUUAUUGUUCUAUAUUCCCCGAGGACUAUCGUAUGGAUAGAGAUGAUCUUAUCAAACUUUGGAUUGGGGAAGGGUAUUUUGACGAGAUUGAGGAGGGUGAAGAAAUCAUAAAAAGUCUAAAGUCUGCAUGUUUAUUAAUGGGGAGUGUUGAAGUGCGGGAUUUGACAGAAACAGUGUGCAUGCAUGACGUUCUUCGCGACAUGGCUUUGUGGUUGGGUUGUGAAUGCGGGUUGAAGAAAAACAAAAUUUUGGUACAAGAAGAAGAUGUUACAAAAUGGGAGGAGGCAGAGAAGGUGCACCUUCAAUUAAAAGGAACUAAUUUACUGGAAAAGGUUGACGUGUCAUUGUGUCCAAAUUUGCGGACUUUGAUUCUUGGAGAUGCUAAACUAAAUGCCUUUCCUAAAAUUGGUCCUGCCUUGACAGUUCUGGACAUAUCAGAUAAUGAGAAUAUAGAUGAGAUACCUUGUGGUAUAGGUGCGUUGGUUAGCUUGCAGUAUCUUAAUCUGUCGAGGACAAGAAUUGUAAGGUUGCCGCUGGAACUACAGAAUUUGACUAAGUUGAGAUGUUUUAUUAUUAAUAAAAUGUAUCGUAUGAAAGGAAUCAUACGAGGAGUGACAGCAAGUUUUUCUUCAUUACGAGUGUUUGAAAUGCAAGAUCACGAGGUUGCAUAUGAUUCUGAAUAUAUUUUGUUGGAAGAGUUGGAGUGCCUGAAGCACGUGGCAAUUACACAGAUCACCAUAAAAGCACACUCAUCGGCUCAAAAAUUUCUUAGCUCCCCAAAGUUACAGAGCUGCACAAGGCAUCUACAACUUUUAAAUUGUGCUGGUAUGACCUCCCUCAAAUUACAAUCAAGUAUGAGGAUCUACAAACUUGAGAUAGAGGAUUGUAAGGAAUUAAAAGAGGUGGCAGUUGUGGUGCCAAAUUCUGGAGAGGACAAGGAAAAGGAUAAUCCAAGUAUUCAUUAUAUUGUGCGAAUGUGGGAUGGAAAUAAUUGCGUCGCCAACCUUCGUGUCGUAACAAUUUGUUUUUGUCCGCUACUGGUGGACUUGAAAUGGCUCAUUUUUAUUCCCAACCUUCAAGUUCUCGGCGUAGCAUGGUGUGAGUCAAUUGAAGAAAUUAUACCGGGUGGCGGUGAUGGAUCAGCGGCUGCUGACAGCGAUAGGAACAGAGUAUUUUCAAGACUCACAAUUCUAGAGUUGUGGGAUGUACCCAGGCUGACGAGCAUCUAUGGGAAAUCCCUAUCCUUCCCUUCCUUGACGCAUAUUGAUGUUGUAGGGUGUCCAAAUUUAAAGAAUAUUCCAACGCCACAAAGAACAGUGGCAGUGCUCUAAAGCAAAUUGAGGAGAAGAAGAAUGGUGGGAUGCUUUGCAAUGGGAGGAUGAAGCCCACCAAGGCCCAUUUCUAACCAUAUUUCCAAAGAGUUUAAGUGAUCAAUUGAAGAAAUUUGCUGAAGAGUGAUGCUAUAUUAGAAACACAAAGGUGUUGGGUUAUUUUCUUCCAUGUGGAGGAAAACCCAAGUGGGCUUUAUUAGAAGACCAAAGCCCAACCCUUUUAGUGUGGAAAACCUAAAAGAAGUUGUAAAAAGAGAGGGGAGAAGAGAGGAGCCGUCACUUCUCAAAAUAAAGAGAGAAAAACGUGGUUUUUUCUCAUGCUACCCAGAUUUUAUCAAGACUCCGAUCUCGUUUCGUCUGUGGUCCGAUCGAGCUGAAAUUUGGAGGAGAGGUUCACGACUCAAGGAGUUACAAUCUGAACGGUGGAGAUCGGAUUUGGAGCUCGUGAGUUGGAGUUUUUGCCCGUGAACAGUAACCGCGAAUUUGGUAUAUUCUCUCUAAUUCUCUUUGUAUUUGCCAAGAUUGUAGAUAUCUUGAUGAGGGAUUUUUGUAUCCUAUAAUUACGAUUAGAGAAGAUUUUGUGUACCCAUUAUUUGAUUGUUAGUGGAGAUUUUAACUGGAUUAGGUCCCGUGGUUUUUCUUCCUCACACUGGGGAAGUUUUCUACAUAAAAAACUGCUUGCGUU
Messenger RNA from Malania oleifera, 3522 nucleotides. RefSeq names its product probable disease resistance protein At5g63020. Gene Ontology annotation, molecular function: ADP binding; ATP hydrolysis activity. The record is from RefSeq and is a predicted model, not a curated record. The coding region runs from base 285 to 2837 and encodes 850 amino acids. The transcript is spliced from 3 exons. NCBI's taxonomy places the organism in Eukaryota, Viridiplantae, Streptophyta, Magnoliopsida, Santalales, Ximeniaceae.